This is a messenger RNA of Esox lucius (northern pike), 5631 nucleotides long. It is a transcript of the gene atp8b4, whose product is annotated as ATPase phospholipid transporting 8B4. Lineage: Eukaryota; Metazoa; Chordata; Actinopteri; Esociformes; Esocidae. Gene Ontology annotation, biological process: phospholipid translocation; Golgi organization. Gene Ontology annotation, cellular component: plasma membrane. Bases 1149 to 4928 code for a protein of 1259 amino acids. Gene Ontology annotation, molecular function: ATP binding; ATP hydrolysis activity; magnesium ion binding. The record is from RefSeq and is a predicted model, not a curated record. The transcript is spliced from 29 exons.
UCACUUUUGUUGAGAUAAUGUAUGUAUAAAAAGUGCAAUGGGAGAGUAUUCACACCUCUGCAUUCUCUUUGGUUAAGUUAAUGCCUUAUUCAACAAUUGUUUAUGUAUAUUUUAUUAUUUAUAGGUUUUGAAAAAUGUUAGUAAUCAGUCAACAGAAAUAUUAUAUUGACAUUAGUAUUCAGACCCCUUCACUCAGCACUUUGCACUCAGCACUUCAGCAGUGUUUGCAGCCUUGAUUCUUCCCAGGUUUGCCGCUAUCAGCUUUUUCAGGUCUCUCCAGUUGUGUUCGAUCGGGUUCAGGUCCAGGCUCUGGCUGGCCCACUGCAGGACAUUGACAGACUUGUCCUGAAGCCACUCUUGCGUUGUCUUGGCUGCAUGCUUUGGGUUGUUGUCCAGUUGGAAGGUAAACCAUCACCCCAUUCUGAGGUCCUGAGCACCCUGGAGCAGGUUUUCGUCAAGGAUCUGUCUGUACUUGCUCUGUAGAUCUUUUUGCAAUUAUCUCUCUACGUAACAGAUGCUCUAGAUAUAAUAUUUACCUUAAACUGUGGCGUGGUGAGUGCAGAUUGGCUGAGGAAUUCCACCUAAAAUGUCGGAGUUUGUUUUCUUGCAUAUCCGGAACGCUCAACCCAAUCAAUAAUUACUUAAAUGGUGUAGGCUUUUUGAUGUACGCGUGUGUGUGUGUGCUUUUGUCUUCUUAAGUUUAGGCUGUGUUGUUAAAUCACAAAGGUGGUUUAUGAAUCAAAGUGAGGCAUAAAUCCUCAUAGCCCCCAGCCUCUUCUCUUAGCCUCCAGACAGGUUACAUUCCAUACUGCAGAUUAAACACUGUUUAACUGAACAGGGCAAGUACAGACGGGUCCACAUGCCUACUCAGAAAACAUAUCCGUGGGAUAGAUUACCUUAAUUAGCUCAGAUGCUAAGAGGAAGCAGGGCAUGCCGACUCACCAGUCUGGUGCACUCUAACCCGCCUUUGUCUUAGAACAGGUGGUGGUCCUGAUUGUUUUGGCCCCAGUACGCACUAAGGCCUGGUAAAGAAGGCUACGCACUCUGUCACAUCAGGGGAAAUGGACGUUGUAAAGUCAACACUUGGAGUUUGUCGCGGCCCAUCCGCCGGGACUAUUUUCUGACUGUUUCUGACGCGUAAAUAAGAAAUGGCGGAGAGGUGGUUGUGGAUGUUGAUGCCGUGGAGGCUGUGCCGGAACGGGCGCGGCAACGGUGUUGGACAAGAGGAGGAGCGCCAUGUCAGAGCCAACGACAGGAACUACAAUGACAAGUUUUUCUAUGCUGACAAUCACAUCAAAACCUCAAAGUAUAACGUCUUUACCUUCCUGCCCAUCAAUCUGUUUGAGCAGUUCCAGAGGGUGGCUAAUGCCUACUUCCUGGUGUUGCUGAUACUACAGUUGAUCCCAGAGAUCUCCUCCUUACCGUGGGUCACCACUACCGUUCCCCUGGUGAUGGUGCUGGUCAUAACCGCCGUCAAAGAUGCCACCGACGACUACUUCAGGUACAAAAGUGAUCAGCAGGUGAACAACCGUCAGUCUCAGGUCCUCAGGGGAGUUUUACAGAAUGAGAAGUGGAUGAAUGUACGUGUGGGGGACAUUAUCAAGCUGGAAAACAAUCAGUUUGUGGCGGCAGAUAUACUGCUUCUCUCCAGCAGUGAACCCUAUGGACUGUGCUAUAUUGAAACCGCUGAGCUGGAUGGAGAGACCAAUCUGAAGGUUCGCCAGGCUUUGACUGUGACCUCAGAGUUGGGAGCAGACAUAUUGAAGCUGGCUGAAUUCAAUGGAGAAGUGAUCUGUGAGGCGCCAAACAACAAGCUUGACAAGUUCAAAGGGACCCUGUACUGGAGGGGCAGCAAGUUCCCACUGGACAAUGAAAAAAUGCUCCUGAGAGGCUGCGUGCUCCGGAACACCGACUGGUGCUUCGGAAUGGUCAUCUUCGCAGGGCUGCAAACUAAACUGAUGCAGAACUGUGGGAGGACUACAUUGAAAAGGACCAGCAUUGAUAAACUGAUGAACACUUUAGUAUUAUGGAUCUUUGGCUUCCUGGUCUGCAUGGGUGUGAUCCUGGCUAUUGGGAACACCAUCUGGGAGCAGGAGGUCGGGAGGAGCUUCCAGGUCUAUCUCCCGUGGGAAAGACCAGUCAGCAACAACAACGCAGUGUUCUCUGGGUUCCUCACAUUCUGGUCUUACAUCAUCAUCCUCAACACAGUGGUUCCCAUAUCGCUCUAUGUCAGUGUGGAGGUCAUUCGUCUGGGCCAUAGUUACUUUAUUAACUGGGACGGGAAGAUGUACUACGGCCAGAAAGACACUCCGGCUGAGGCCAGAACCACUACACUGAACGAGGAGCUAGGUCAGGUGGAGUUCAUCUUCUCAGACAAAACCGGAACCCUCACACAGAACAUCAUGGUCUUCAACAAAUGUUCCAUCAACGGGAAUACCUAUGGAGAUGUUUAUGAUGAAUUUGGUCACAAAGUAGAGGUAUCCGAGAGAACGGCCUGUGUGGAUUUCUCUUUCAAUCCUCUGAGUGACAGGAAGUUCACGUUCCAUGACAGUAGCCUGGUUGAGGCCAUUAAGAUGGAGGAGCCAUCCGUGCAGGAAUUCUUCAGACUGCUAGCCCUUUGUCACACUGUGAUGUCCGAAGAAAAGAACGAAGGAGAUCUCCUAUACCAGGCCCAGUCACCUGACGAGGGAGCCCUGGUUUCAGCUGCGCGGAACUUUGGCUUUGUGUUCCGAUCCCGAACUCCAGAGACCAUCACACUGUACGAGAUGGGGACAGCUGUAACCUACCAGCUUCUGGCGAUCCUCGACUUCAACAACGUGCGCAAGAGAAUGAGUGUCAUUGUGAGGAACCCAGCAGGUCAGACAAAGCUGUACUGUAAAGGAGCUGAUACCAUUAUCUUUGACAGACUGGAUCCGUCCAAUGAAGACCUAAUGGACACUACCUCUGAGCAUCUCAACGAGUUUGCUGGAGAAGGCCUGAGAACACUAGCCCUGGCCUACAAAGUCCUGGAUAGGGAUUUCUUUGAGGAAUGGAUGACAAGGCUUCUGUUGGCCAGCACUGUGAUGGAGAACAGAGAGCAACGACUGGCGGAUCUCUAUGAAGAGAUAGAGACCGGCCUGCUGCUCCUUGGAGCCACUGCAGUAGAAGACAAACUGCAGGAGGGGGUUCCUGAAACCAUUGCCUGCCUUACUCUAGCAAACAUUAAGAUCUGGGUGCUCACCGGAGACAAAUUAGAGACUGCAAUGAACAUCGGCUACUCCUGCAACAUGCUGAGAGACGAUAUGAAUGAGGUGUUCAUAAUAUCAGGACACACUGCCGCAGAGGUGCAGCAACAGCUCAGGAGUGCCAGGGAGCACAUCCUUGGUCUGAGCAGAGUCAGCAAUACUGCAGAUGAGGAAAAGACAGAAAUGUUCUCAAAUGACUCUGUGUUUGAGGAGACCAUCAUCGCGGAGUACGCCUUGAUCGUCAAUGGCCACAGUUUGGCCCACGCCCUGGAACCCGAAUUGGAGCAGGUCCUCCUGGAGACAGCGUGCCUCUGUAAGACGGUGAUCUGCUGCAGGGUGACCCCCAUGCAGAAGGCCCAGGUGGUGGAGCUGGUCAAGACCAACAAGAUGGCAGUCACCCUGGCCAUAGGAGACGGGGCCAAUGACGUCAGCAUGAUCAGGACGGCUCAUAUAGGUGUGGGUAUAUCAGGCCAGGAAGGAAUGCAGGCGGUGCUAGCCUCAGACUACUCUUUUGCCCAGUUCCGCUAUCUACAGCGCCUCUUGCUGGUCCACGGCCGCUGGUCCUACUUCCGCAUGUGUAAUUUCUUGUUCUACUUCUUCUACAAGAACUUUGCCUUCACCCUGGUGCACUUCUGGUUCGGCUUCUUCUGUGGUUUCUCUGCUCAGACGGUCUAUGACCAGUGGUUCAUCACCCUGUUCAACAUAGUCUACACGUCUCUGCCGGUCCUGGCCAUGGGGCUGUUUGAUCAGGACGUGAAUGAAGCCAACAGCCACCGCUACCCAGGUCUCUACAGACCAGGGCAGCUCAACCUGCUGUUCAACAAGAGACAGUUCUUCCUUUGUACGCUCCAGGGGAUUGUCACCUCGUUCCUCCUAUUCUUCGUACCCUACGGAGCCUUCUCGCUCGGCGUCAGGGCUGACGGAUUGCACCUCUCGGAUCAGCAGUCUUUCGCUGUCACCAUAGCGACGUCCUUGGUCAUAGUGGUGAGUGUUCAGAUCGGACUGGAUACAUACUAUUGGACGGCUGUGAAUCAUCUAUUUGUGUGGGGAAGUCUGGCGGUCUACUUCGCUAUAUUACUCGCUAUGCAGAGCGACGGCCUCUUCAGCAUAUUCCCCAGCCAGUUCCCAUACAUUGGCACGGCGCGUAGCUGCCUGGCUCAGUGGAGUGUGUGGCUGGUGAUCCUUCUGACAACAGCAGUAUGCGUCUUGCCGGGGAUGGCGGUGCGCUUUCUGAAGACUGAUCUCUACCCGACUCUGACGGACAAGGUGCGGCGGCUGCAGAAGGCCAGCAGGAAGCAGGGUCCCCGGGAGCAGAACCUGCGACGCGUUCGGAGGACGAGUUCGCGACGUUCGGGCUACGCCUUUUCACACCAACAGGGCUACGGCGAGCUCAUCACCUCAGGAAAGAACAUGAAGGUCAGCCCCAGCACUGCUGGUCCAUCCCCUUGCUUAUCCUCCCCUGGGGUUCGUAACAGCAGACAUUUUCUAGAGAACACAAUGCAGAGGAAGGAGGAGACCCCUGAGGAGGCCUCAGGGACCUGGGAAGUCCGAGCUAGAACUCAACAGACUCUGGAAUCCAAUGUGGGUUCUCAUUCCAAUGGAACUCAACAGACUCUGGACUCCAAUCGGAGCUCUAAUUCCAAUGAAACUCAGCAGACUCUAAUGGACUCCAGAAGUGAUGCCAAUGGGGCCAUUCAGACAUGACCUUUACACCCAGCCUUUAUAUAUUCUGAACAAGAGCAUACAAUGCAUGAUGAUCCUGUCGAAUUCUGAUCAGUUCAUCUACACCUGGCUCCAUCAGACAAGGUCAGAGCACUGUGCAAGCAAGUUCGUGAUGGUCUAGCUCCUACAUCAGAGGAACGUGCACCAUUCUGAGAUGAAAGCGUCUGAUAAAUGUCCAGACUGUAGACCCUUGACAAGCAACAGCCAAGGGUUAAUCUCAAUUGUCAGAGCACAUCAACUGCAUAACGGCAUGCAGACUCCGAAGAACCAGCACAGGAGUUUUCAAUAUCCUCCUAAAGGACUGUAGUGACAACUUUGGUUGGAGUUCUCCUUUUGAGAAGUAUAGGUGCAGAGUAGAAUGUGACCCUUAUCACCAACUCAGCAGCCUGGGCUGGACUGCCAGUUGGUCAUAAUGUACUGUAGACAAUUGAACAAUUGAAAUUAUAAUGUAAUACAGGAAUGUACGCUUCUGGGAAAUAUUAAGCACAAUUUGAUAAUUGUUAGAAUAACUAUUGUUGGAAAUCGUGUUUUACCGAUAACCGUGAAUGACAAUUUGUACAGACAUUGUUUGUCAUGUUAUUUUCACCAGGUUUUGCACAUAUGAUACACACAUGAUAAUUGAAUCUAUGACUACCUCAACGAAAUUGAGGUUUGGAAUGCUCCCACUAAAAGCACUUGAAGAAUG